Molecule: messenger RNA, 2855 nt
Organism: Nycticebus coucang (slow loris)
Lineage: Eukaryota; Metazoa; Chordata; Mammalia; Primates; Lorisidae
Product: cytochrome P450 4F2-like
Exons: 13
Coding region: 268-1842 (524 amino acids)
Molecular function (GO): oxidoreductase activity, acting on paired donors, with incorporation or reduction of molecular oxygen; monooxygenase activity; iron ion binding
Source: RefSeq, a predicted model, not a curated record
AGCUGCUUCCCCACCCCAUGUGUUGGCCACCUUCCCAGACAUGGUCUGGCCCAGCACAACCCUCCUGUAGCUCCCUCUUUUCAGGGGGUAGGAGCAAAGACUUUCCAGCAGAGAGGAAGAGGAAUUUAUGUGAACAAGCUGCUCCUAAGAGAAAGUACCAGGCUGGAGGUGGUGUGUCUGGAGGGUCCUGGUCCAGGAUCGGGGGAGGGGAGCUGCCCAAGGCUGGAAUAGCUCCAGGAAUGUGUCCUUGGAAAUGGUGGUUUCCUGAUGACACAGUUGAGCCUGUCCUCGCUGGGCCUGGGGCCAGUGGCAGCCUCCCCGUGGCUGCUGCUGCUGCUGAUUGGGACCUCCUGGCUUCUGGCCUGUAUCUUGACCUGGACCUACACCUUCUAUGACAACUGCCACCGCCUCCGCUGUUUCCUGCAGCCCCCAAUGCGGAACUGGUUCUUGGGUCAUCUGGACUUGAUCCCCCCUACAGAGGAAGGUUUGAGGGAACUGACAGAGCUGGUGGCUACCUACCCCAAGGGCUUUAAAUUCUGGCUGGGACCCAUCUUGCCCAUCAUCAAUUUGAGCCACCCUGACAUCAUCCGACCUGUCCUGAAUGCCUCAGCUGCCAUUGCACUGAAGGAGGAACUCUUCACAAGGUUCAUGAAGCCCUGGCUGGGAGAUGGGCUCCUGCUGAGUGGUGGUGACAAGUGGAGUCAACACCGUCAAAUGCUAACACCUGCCUUCCAUUUCAAUAUCCUGAAGCCCUAUGUGAAGAUUUUCAACAAGAGCAUAAACAUAAUGCAUGCCAAGUGGCAGCACCUGGCCCCAGAAGGCAGUGCCCGUCUGGACAUGUUUGAGCACAUCAGCCUCAUGACCUUGGACAGUCUGCAGAAAUGCAUCUUCAGCUUCGACAGCAAUUGUCAGGAGAAGCCCAGUGAAUAUAUCGCCACCAUUCUGGAGCUCAGUUCCCUUGUAGAAAAAAGGAGCCAGAACCUCCACUUAUUCAUGGACUUCCUGUAUUAUCUCACUCCCGAUGGGUGGCGCUUUCGCAGGGCCUGCAGGCUGGUGCAUGACUUCACAGAUGCUGUCAUCCAGGAGCGACGCCGCACCCUCUCCAGUCAGGGUAUCGAUGACUUCCUCAAGGCCAAAACCAAGACCAAGACUUUGGACUUCAUUGAUGUGCUCCUGCUGAGCAAGAAUGAAGAUGGAAAGGCAUUGUCAGAUGAGGACAUAAGAUCACAGGCUGACACCUUCAUGUUUGGGGGCCACGAUACCACAGCCAGUGGUAUCUCCUGGGUGCUGUAUAACCUUGCAAGACACCCAGAAUACCAGGAGCGUUGCCGGCAGGAGGUACAAGAGCUUCUGAGGAACCGUGAGCCUGAAGAGAUUGAAUGGGACGACCUGGCCCAGCUGCCCUUCCUGACCAUGUGCAUUAAAGAGAGUCUGCGGCUGCAUCCUCCAGUUCCAUUGGUCUCCCGCCGCUGUACCCAGGACAUUGAGCUCCCAGAUGGCCGGGUCAUCCCCAAAGGUGUCAUCUGCCUCAUCCAUAUUUUGGGAACCCAUCACAACCCAACUGUGUGGCCGGACCCAGAGGUCUAUGACCCCUCCCGCUUUGACCCAGACAAAGUCAAGGAGAGGUCACCUCUGGCUUUUAUCCCCUUUUCCGCAGGGCCCAGGAACUGCAUUGGGCAGGCCUUCGCCAUGGCCGAGAUGAAGGUGGUCCUGGCGCUCACGCUGCUGCGCUUUCGCCUCUUGCCGGACCGCACGGAACCCCGCAGGCUGCCUGAGCUGAUUCUGCGCUCGGAGGGCGGCCUUUGGCUGCGCGUAGAGCCGCUGAAGGCGGGCGGACAGUGACCCGCCACCCCACCCUCCUACCUUUGCAGGUUCCUGGGAAUAAAACUCUGCAGUCUCCUCUGCCCGAACCUCACCCACAGCCAGCAGGGGGCGCUCGGGCACUGCGCGGACCAGGGGUGGGCUUGAUGGGUGGAGGUGGGGCUGGUCUGUGAACGCCACACCCCGACCGCCUCCCUGGCUGAGCGCAGCGCUCCUGUGCCUACCGCUGGUUCUCUCAGAGUUCAAGUAUGAACUUUAUUCUACAGGUGCCAUGGAGGUGUUUGAGCAGGAGAGGGCCAAGGUUAAGGCUAAAUUUAAGGGGCAAGAUGGAGGCUCUGAGACAGAGAGAGGACUCCUAGAGGCAGAUCAUUCAGCUAGACUGAGGGGUGCUCCCCUGACGCCCCCACAGAGCCCCCUGACCAGCCCACAGCACAGAGGAGGAAGCCUGCAGCUCCCAUCCUGGCAGCCUGUCCAGGAUUCCUAGUUCCCUUCCUGCUCUUGCCAAUGUCCCACCCCUGUGUCUGGGCAGCCUGGACAGCACAUAUUGAUUUAAACCCGCUUAGAAGCUCUCACAAGAGCGUGGGUGGGGAGGCUCAUCCCCACCCUUUCACCUCUGGGUUCCUCCUUCAUUCCCACCACAGGCCACCCUGACCCAUCUUGGAGGGGGUGGGGGCAGUGCCAUCCUGUUUCACUGGAGAUCCAAAGCCAGACCUCUGGAGGCAGGCACCUAAAGCAAAGGGAUCCCGAGCCAGACUGCUUGGGCUCAAGUCUGGCCUCUGCUGUGACUUGGGCAAGUUAAUGUGCCUCUCUGUGCCUCAGUUUCCUCAAUGAGGACAACGCUGUGUACCUCAGGACCGUCCUGAGGGCUGAUUCAAAAGGACUUAGAGCUGUAUCUGGUGCACAAUUAAUGCUCAAUAAAUGUGGCCAGUAUUUCUGCCUGUUCCAGAAAGUCUGCGGAAGCCUUUCAAGAUACUUAAUCCUGCCAUGACUUUUAAGAGUGUGCCUUGGAACUCAGAAUCAAGAAUUCUAAUAUU